UCUCUUUCUUCUUCGUUGUCGCAGGAGCAGAUGGAGUUUGGAGCUGGCAUCGAGUUCUCUACUCUUCAGAAGCAGCGAAGCCUCUACGUUCCACAACUUCCCCCUUGCUUGCAGGGAUCUCAUGUCCAAGUAGAGUUUGGUGAUGCGACUACUGUUCCAGAUCCGUUGGAUGCUGAAUCCAUCAAACGUUCCUUUCCUCUAACUUAUGGCCAACCUUUGGUGCACUUCGUCAGCUCACUGGAGAAACCCCCUCCUAAUGGCGUCCAAGAUCAACAGCCACCACUCAGGGUUGGGGUAGUCUUUUGUGGCCGCCAAUCACCUGGAGGGCAUAACAUUAUUUGUGGACUUUAUGAUGCUAUGAAGUUACACAACCCAAAAAGUACCUUGCUAGGGUUUUGCGGAGGAACCGAAGGAUUAUUUGUGCAAAAAACAUUAGUGAUCUCGGAUGAUAUCGUCGCUGCUUAUCGUAAUCAAGGGGGUUAUGAUAUGCUGGGAAGGACAAAGGAUCAAAUCACAUCAAAGGAACAGGUGAACUCUGCACUAAAUGCAUGCCAAACACUAGAUCUUAAUGGACUUGUUGUUAUUGGAGGUGUCACAUCCAAUACUGAUGCAGCUCAACUUGCUGAGACAUUUGCAGAAGCAAAAUGUUUGACAAAGGUUGUUGGUGUUCCUGUUACCUUCUAUGGGGAUCUUCAGAACCAGUUUGUUGAAGCUAAUGUCGGAUUUGACACAAUCUGCAAGGUGAACUCUCAACUCAUCAGUAACAUAUGCACAGAUGCCCUUUCUGCUGAGAAGUAUUACUAUUUUAUUCGGCUUAUGGGAAGGAGCGCAUCUCAUGUUACUUUGGAAUGUUCUCUUCAGUCUCAUCCAAAUAUGGUUAUUCUUGGAGAGGAAGUUGCUUCUUCAAAGCUUACUCUUCAUGACAUAACAAAACGAAUUUGCAAUGCAGUUCAAUCACGGGCAGAAAAAGGAAAAUAUCAUGGUGUGAUUCUUUUACCUGAGGGACUCGUUGAAAGUAUACCUGAAGUAUAUGCCCUACUGCAGGAAAUACAUGUUCUUCUGAAGAAUGGUGUUUCGACUGAGAGCAUUUCAGGACAGUUGUCUCCUUGGGCCUCUGCUUUGUUCGAGUCUAUGCCGCCAUUUAUAAAGAAGCAGCUUCUUCUUUCUCCUGAAUCUGAUCAAUCAGCACAAUUGUCUCAGAUUGAAACAGAGAAAUUGUUAGCUCAAUUGGUGGAAACAGAGAUGGAGAUACAGACUAAAAAUGGUACAUACACAGGUAAAAAGUUCAAUUCUAUCUGCCACUUCUUUGGAUACCAGGCACGAGGAUCAGUUCCCUCCAACUUUGAUUGUGACUACGCAUAUGCUCUUGGUCAUGGUGCUUAUCAUCUUCUUGCUGCGGGGCUUAAUGGUUAUAUUGCUACAGUGACAAACCUUAAAAACGAUGUUUCUAGGUGGCGAUGUGGUGGUGCUCCACUUACGGCUAUGAUGACUAUAAGGAGGUUGUUGCGUGGUCUUGGAACUCCCUUGAUUGGAAAACCAUCAAUCCAUCCGGUUGGAGUGGACUUAAAAGGAAAAUCAUAUGGUUUGUUGGUGCAAAAUGCUGAAAAGUACUUGAUGGAUGAUCUUUACUCCAAUCCAGGACCAAUUCAGUAUAAAGGACCUGGUUCUGACAGCAAAACCAUCUGCCUGUGUGUGGAGGAUCAUGAUUAUAUGGGCAGGUUGAAAAAGUUGCAAUCUUACCUUGAUAAGGUGAAAACAAGUGUCAGACCUGGUUGUUCACAAGAGGUACUGAAGGCUGCUGUGAGUGCCAUGGCUUAUGUUGUUGAGAUACUUAGCCUGAUGUCACCAGCUGGAACAGGCCAUGCUUAUCAUCCUUUAGAAGAUACAUAUGCUAAUAUGUGAUAACCAGUUUUGGCAUUUCAUCAAGUUACGAUUCUUCAACUCUAGAGAUCUCAGUUUUGCUUUCUUGAAGCCUCUGUUGCAACAAAGUCGCAGUGAAAAUUAUUAUUAUUUUGAUCCUUGUUUCAGUCCCAAUGGAAAAAAAAAAGUAUGAAUGAAUUUAAUUGAUUUUAGCAAUAACCCCAACUUAGUCAA
This is a messenger RNA of Musa acuminata subsp. malaccensis (wild Malaysian banana), 2094 nucleotides long. RefSeq names its product pyrophosphate--fructose 6-phosphate 1-phosphotransferase subunit alpha-like. Gene Ontology annotation, biological process: glycolytic process; fructose 6-phosphate metabolic process; response to glucose. Lineage: Eukaryota; Viridiplantae; Streptophyta; Magnoliopsida; Zingiberales; Musaceae. Gene Ontology annotation, molecular function: ATP binding; diphosphate-fructose-6-phosphate 1-phosphotransferase activity; 6-phosphofructokinase activity. Gene Ontology annotation, cellular component: cytosol. The record is from RefSeq and is a predicted model, not a curated record.